AUGAGGUACGUCCAACCCCCCCUCACCCCUACCACCCUACCACCCUACAACCCACUAACGACUGCCAACCCUCCCCCCCACGCCACCCUACAGCCCCCUGCCCGCCGCUUUACGACCGAUCGUGAUCUGUGGCCCGUCCGGAACGGGCAAGUCGACGCUCCUACAAUUAUUGUUCAAGGACUAUCCGGACAAGUUCGGCUUUUCGAUUUCGCGUAGGUUCCUCUCGCUGCUUUUGACGUGGUUUGGGGAGUGAAGAGAUGGGGGUUCGUAGGAGAGAGCGCCGCGCGCGCUUUCGCUCGCUCGUACGCGGUUGAACUUGACUGGCCUUUUGAAAAGUGGAGCUUUUCCGCGUUUCGCAACUUUCCCCCUACCCCCCCCCCCCCUCACUCGUCACUUACUCCCCCCCUCCUCUUUCUGUUCCCCCAUCAUUCAUUUUUCUCAGACACGACUCGUUCCCCUCGUCCGGGGGAGACGAACGGUCAAUCGUACCACUUUACGACGCGCGAAAAGUUCCUCAAGCUCGUCCAAGAAGGCGCCUUCAUCGAACAUGCCGAAUUCAGCGGUAACUUGUACGGCACGACCGUGGGUGCCGUCGAAGCGGUCGCCAAGCAGGCGAACAAGACUUGUAUUCUAGAUAUCGAUACACAGGUGAGUACCCACGUCAAAAAAAAAAAAAAAAAAAGGUGACCUCAGCUCUGGUCUCCGCUGUUCGAAGAAGAUCCCGAUCUCCCUACGCAAAAAUAUUGAUCCCCCCCCCCUUCCUCCUCCACCAUCACAGGGUGUGAAAUUAAUCAAAGCGAACCACCCUUCCCUUCACCCAAUCUACAUCUUCAUCUCCCCCCCCUCUCUCCCCUCCCUGCACGCCCGUCUAACCCAAAGAGGUACCGAAUCCGAUUCUUCCCUAAGCUCUCGUCUCUCCGCGGCCGUACGCGAAAUCAACUACGCCCAAACGGUAGGAGCUUUCGACGUCGUGAUCGUGAACGACGAUUUGAGAACCGCUUACGAAAAGUUGAAAAAAGUCGUCGUGGAGGGGGAUUUGAAAGCGGGGGAUAGCUUACCCGAUUUUUCGAGGGAGGAAUAA
Microbotryum saponariae is the source of this 1081-nucleotide messenger RNA. The record is from the annotation of a GenBank genome assembly. Lineage: Eukaryota; Fungi; Basidiomycota; Microbotryomycetes; Microbotryales; Microbotryaceae.